Molecule: messenger RNA, 924 nt
Organism: Chelmon rostratus (copperband butterflyfish)
Lineage: Eukaryota; Metazoa; Chordata; Actinopteri; Chaetodontiformes; Chaetodontidae
Product: odorant receptor 131-2-like
Exons: 2
Coding region: 1-924 (307 amino acids)
Biological process (GO): G protein-coupled receptor signaling pathway
Cellular component (GO): membrane
Molecular function (GO): G protein-coupled receptor activity
Source: RefSeq, a predicted model, not a curated record
AUGAAUUUCACACCAGGCGACAGCAACGUAACGAUGACUGUGAAUUACCGGGACGCGUUUGGUUUGGCUGUUGGCAAGAAUGUGAUCAUUAUUGUCCUCGGCAUCACCAUCAACUACAUCAAUGCCACAAUGGUCCAUACUUUCAACAGGCAUCAUGUCUUCAAGAUGAACCCUCGCUUUAUCCUUUUCAUCCACCUGGUGUUCAAUGACAUGAUCCAGCUGACAACCAGCAUUUCCCUCUUCAUCUUCACUUACACCUUCCACACCAUCUAUGUCUCCUUCUGUUGUCUCCUCAUCUUGCCAGCCAUCUUCACCACACAAAACACCCCUUUAAACUUAGCCUUCAUGGCAGUGGAGUGCUACAUUUCUGUCUGCAUUCCCCUCCGCUACAACUGCAUAUGUACAGUCAAAAGAACAUAUAUUGUAAUUGGAAUAAUCUGGACACUGAGCUCAUUUUCUGUCUUACCGGAUGUUUUCAUCCUUUUGGCCACUGAACCUCUGGAGUUCAUAACUUCAAAAGUGUUCUGCUCCAGGGAUACAGUGUUCAGGAGUACCUACAGUGUGAAGAAGAGGGAUACAUCCCACAUGUUGUUUCUUGUAGUGGUUUGGCUCACUCUGUUCUGCACGUACUUCAGAAUUUUGUUUGUGGCCAAAGCUGCUAAGGCAGACACUAAAAAGGCAAGAAACACAAUCCUCCUUCAUGGCUUUCAGGUGCUGUUGUGUAUGAUAACCUAUGUGCGGCCUAUCUUAAUUCAAGUGCUGACAUACUUUUUCCCAGGGAGAGCUACCGCCAUACAUUUUUUUACCUUUAUUGUGAGCCAAAUUCUCCCUCGCUUUAUUAGUCCUGUUGUCUACGGGUUACGAGACAAGACUUUCAGGAAGUACUUCAAAAAGUAUCUCUGUGCUUUUACUGUCAGCCACUGA